Ricinus communis (castor bean) is the source of this 2217-nucleotide messenger RNA. Its product is annotated as RING finger and transmembrane domain-containing protein 2. The coding region runs from base 439 to 1917 and encodes 492 amino acids. NCBI's taxonomy places the organism in Eukaryota, Viridiplantae, Streptophyta, Magnoliopsida, Malpighiales, Euphorbiaceae. Gene Ontology annotation, biological process: positive regulation of ERAD pathway. The record is from RefSeq and is a predicted model, not a curated record. Gene Ontology annotation, molecular function: ubiquitin protein ligase activity. The transcript is spliced from 9 exons.
UCCUCAUUAUUAUCUCUCUACCCUUUCUCUCUCGCGCUCUAUGCCAUCAUCGUAGAGCGAGAAAAAGAAAAAACAACAGAAAGAGAGGAAGGGGAAAGAUAAAUAAUAAAAUUUAAAGCCUAAUGACAGUCCCCAAUUUCUGAUCAUCACCAUUUCUUUUCCAGUUGUAUCACUAUUUCUUUUCCUUACAACAUCCAUCGCUGGUUUUUUAAUUCAAAAGCUAAUCAAAAUUGGCCAGAGUCAAAAUACGACGCUUUCCCCAUUGACUUUUUCUUCGUUCAUCUAUUAUCGAGAGGGUUAGGUUUAGGGUUUCUCCAAAUUUGAAUAUUUUACUCCUCCUUCAUCUUUUUUUUUUUUUUUUCUUCUCAAGUCCUCAACGGAGUUUCGCCUUCGAAGGUUGUUGUUGUUGUUGAUGAUGAUGAUGAUGAUGAUGAUUAUAUGAUGGUUAUGGUUAGGGUUAGAGGUUCAUCUGCUGCACAAAUGGAAGCGUCCGGAGACGCAUAUAGAGGUUCUUCGUCUUCAUCUUCAUCUUCGAGUAGCAGUAGCAGUAGUAGUAACAAUAAUAAUAAUUUGAGGCGUUAUGGAAUGUUAUCUGCUUCAAGUAUAAUCCAAGCACCGAUUUCUGCUUUAUUAGAAUAUUCGGGUCUCUUGAGAACAACCUCUUCUACCUUGAGCUCUAGGUCAACUCAUCAUCAAGAGACAGACCCUUUGGUUAAUGAUUCUACUGCUGCGUCAGCACUAGUGAAUAGUGGGGAGGUUUCAAUUAGGAUAAUUGGUGCAGGGGAACAUGAAAGUGAUCAUGACAGGGAUGGUGGAUUGGUGAUUGGUCAAAAUGAGGUGGUGUCUGUGCAGCAGCAGCCAAUUGCUGGCCUGGCCUCGGAUGGAGAAAGUAGAAAUGAUCACAGCAAUGGUGGUAGGGGGACAGGUGAAGGUGGUGGUGCUACUCAGCAGGCUUCUAAUGUCAGUGGAGAUGGGGAAGCUGCUGCUGAUGGUAGUGGGGGUAAUGGAAGGGAUUCGUCUUAUCAAAGAUAUGAUAUUCAACAAGCUGCUAGAUGGAUUGAGCAAGUCCUUCCCUUUUCUUUGCUUCUACUGGUUGUUUUCAUUCGCCAGCAUUUGCAAGGAAUUACAGGUUUCUUUGUUACAAUUUGGAUUGCUGUUGUUAUGUUCAAGUCAAAUGAUAUUCUGCGGAAGCAAACAGCUCUAAAGGGAGAGAGGAAAAUCUCCAUCUUGAUUGGCAUCUCUCUUGCAUUCACGCUUCAUGUGGUUGGUGUCUACUGGUGGUAUCAGAAUGAUGAUCUUUUGAACCCUUUAAUCAUGCUUCCUCCAAAGUCUAUACCACCCUUUUGGCAAGCUAUUUUUAUCAUCAUGGUUAAUGAUACCUUGGUCCGACAGGCGGCAAUGGUCUUAAAAUGUAUUCUCUUAAUGUAUUACAAGAACAGUAGAGGCAGGAACUACCGUAAGCAGGGUCAGAUGCUAACUUUGGUUGAAUAUCUGAUGCUGUUAUAUCGUGCCUUAUUGCCUACACCAGUUUGGUAUCGUUUCUUUUUGAAUAAAGAAUACGGGAGCCUCUUUUCAUCACUAAUGACAGGACUGUACUUGACUUUCAAGCUGACUUCGGUGGUCGAAAAGGUGCAAUCCUUCUUUUCUGCCUUGAAGGCAUUAUCACGCAAAGAGGUACAUUAUGGGGCUUAUGCAACAACUGAGCAGGUCAAUGCAGCGGGGGAUCUUUGUGCAAUUUGCCAGGAGAAGAUGCAUGCCCCCAUUCUACUACGUUGUAAGCACAUAUUUUGUGAAGAUUGUGUAUCAGAAUGGUUUGAGAGGGAAAGGACAUGUCCCUUGUGCAGGGCUUUGGUGAAACCUGCAGAUCUCAGAUCAUUUGGUGAUGGGUCAACUACUUUAUUCUUUCAGAUAUUCUGAAUUAUUCUACUGUAAAGAUGGGAGUUUUUCUGCGAGCUCCAACCACUUACCCAAAGCUUGCCUUUUCUUGGUCUACGCAGUAUAUUUGACUCUUUUCUGGCUCUGCUUUGUUCAUAAAUUAUCCAAGGAAAUUGAGCUGAUUCAAGUAGAUUGGAACUGGAUUAGAUAUUUUCCUUUGUUGUAUGGAGAAAGAAAGGUUGAGUAUAUGUUAUGGCCCUUAAAAACGGCUCCUCCAAGGACUAACAAUAUAUGUCACUGUUCAUUUACCAUAAAUGAAAGGCUUUUUACCACCUGUUUAAA